Molecule: messenger RNA, 1396 nt
Organism: Physella acuta
Lineage: Eukaryota; Metazoa; Mollusca; Gastropoda; Physidae
Product: putative serine racemase
Biological process (GO): D-serine biosynthetic process
Molecular function (GO): ATP binding; threonine racemase activity; L-serine ammonia-lyase activity
Source: RefSeq, a predicted model, not a curated record
UAAGAUAGCCAGGAAAGCUGUGUCAAAGUUCAACAUGGCUGGAGAAUGCGGGGUUACGUACAACGAUAUUUUAUCAGCACAUAAUAGGAUAUGUAAUUUGAUACAUAAAACUCCUGUAUUCACAUCAGAACAGGCGGAUUUAAAAACUGGCAGACGCAUAUUUUUUAAAGCUGAAAAUUUACAGAAAUCUGGUUCGUUUAAAGCAAGAGGGGCAAUAAAUGCCGUCUUUAAAGUAAAAGAAACCAAAGCAGCCUUGGAUGCUGUGGUAACCCACAGUAGUGGAAAUCAUGGGCAAGCAUUGGCAUGGGCGUCGAGGGUUGCUGGUGUACAGUGUUAUGUUGUUGUUCCCAAGAUGGCGCCAGCGGUAAAGAAAAAUGCUAUUGUUGGCUACGGGGCCAGUCUUGUUGAGUGUGGCCUUGAGCCAGUGGACAGGUACAACACAUGUGAAAAAAUUCAAGAAGAAAAAAAGGCUGAGUUUAUACCACCUUACGAUCAUGUUGAUGUCAUUGCUGGACAGGGAACUAUUGCUGUAGAGUUCCUUGAACAAGUUCCCAAUUUGGAUGCAAUCCUUGUUCCAAUUAGUGGUGGAGGAAUGUCUUCAGGGAUCGCCAUAGCAGCUAAAGCAAUCAAGCCUGAUAUCAAAAUAUUUUUGGUGACUCCCAAAGGCAAAAAGCUUGAAGAAUGCUUAAGAUCAGGUAAACGUCCAUGGGAAGGACCACCAAAAUAUCUUGACACCAUCGCAGAUGGUAUAAGACUACAACAGACUGGACAGAUAACAACGCCCAUUUUAAUUGACUUAGCUGAAAAGGAUGUUUUUGAAAUGAGUGACGAAGAGAUGGUUCAGGGAAUGAAAUUUAGUUUUGAAAGAAUGAAGCUUGUGAUUGAGGCAGCGUCAGGUGCAGCAGUUGGAGCAGCAUUCUCUGAUAAAAUGAGAAGAAUGGACAGUAGUUUACGUAAUAUUGGUGUCAUUUUAUGUGGGGGUAAUGUAGACAUUGAUGACCUCCCUUGGUAAUUAGAAUUUGAUAGUUACUUCCUGUGAUAAUAAAUGAUAUUUGUUAUUUGUUGAUUUGAAACAUGUUAUAUGUGGUCUGGUAUUUUAAUAUUAUAACAGUUUAAACAGGUGAUGUGGAGGAUUAAAAGGACAAUAUAAUGUAAAUGUGGGGGCUUAUAGGAACAAUAUACUCAAAGAAACUUUAUACAACCUACAGCUGGGUUUCUAAUCAGAAAGCACUAUUGUUAAAAAAUGUUUAACAAGUUGAUUGCCAAAUUUAAUACUCUGGGUCAUUUAUUGUAUUUGAAUAGAAAAUUAUUCCAUUUCAUUUAAUGAUUUUUUAAAAGAACAUUUUAAAAUUAAUAAUAAUCAGCAUUUUAAUAUAAUGAUCACAUAAACUGAAUA